This is a messenger RNA of Ctenocephalides felis (cat flea), 909 nucleotides long. RefSeq names its product ubiquitin carboxyl-terminal hydrolase MINDY-3 homolog. Bases 1 to 816 code for a protein of 271 amino acids. Lineage: Eukaryota; Metazoa; Arthropoda; Insecta; Siphonaptera; Pulicidae. Gene Ontology annotation, biological process: protein K48-linked deubiquitination. The record is from RefSeq and is a predicted model, not a curated record. Gene Ontology annotation, molecular function: cysteine-type deubiquitinase activity; K48-linked deubiquitinase activity. The transcript has 6 exons.
AUGUUUUUAAAACGUGCAAAACAUCAUCAACGUUGGGUCUGUGUUUGUGGUCUGGAGAACGGAAUUGAUCAAGUUAAAAAUGAAUUAAAUGACACUUCGGAACCUCUUAUUCAUGAUACUUACGGAUAUGGAUCUCAAGGAUUGAUAAAUCUUAUGCUAACUGGUAAAGCUGUUGCUCAUGUUUGGGAUCAUGUGCAAGACAUCGGAGGACUUAAGCUUCGAGGCAUUGACCAACAAGCAGAUAUAGGUUUCAUAACCCUCAUGGAACAAAUGAGGUAUUGUACUGUUGGCUCAUUUUUCAAAAAUCCAAAAAAUCCUGUCUGGGUAAUGGGUUCAGAAACUCACUUAACAGUUCUGUUCAGUUUUGAGAAGUUACUGGUGUCUCCAGAGACAGCCAGUGAGUCUGCUCGCCGAGUUUUUAAACAGUUUGAUCCAGAAGGAAAUAACUUUAUUUCUAGUAUAUUAUUACAGGAUGUUUUAUGUGCUUUAAAUUUAGUUAGUGAUCCAGAAUAUGUUGAUAUAAUGCGUAAAAAGUUGGAUGCAGAGAACUUAGGUAUAAUAUUAUUGAAUGCGUUUAUGGAUGAAUUUUUUUCUGGUGAAAAGCGUUCUACUCCUGAUUGUUUCACUUUAUAUCACUAUAAUGGAUUGCCAAGAUCUAAUGCCAAUAACAAGGUGACAUAUCAACGAGGUAUGGCUGUUCUGCUAGAAUGUGAUUUGAAAAGUGUUUGCCCUUCAAAUACAAUGCUUACAUGUCUCCAAACAAAGUGGCCAAACAUUGAGAUUAAUUGGCUGGGUCGUAUUCCUUCACUAAAUUGACAUACGUCAAUCAUGUUUUAUGUCAAAAAAAACAAGUACUAGCAAUCAUACUCAUCUAUUUUUCUUUUACUUAUUUACGGAAGAAAUCAGGUG